AUGCCUCGUCGAUCUGCCAACUCUCCUUCCGCCCAAGACACCCCUAACUCGCCGUCCUUUUCAUCUGCCUCUGGAAAGGGCGGUAUUGCCAUUAAGGCGCCCAUUACCAUAACCAACCGUUUCAGUCAGCUCUUUUCGACCUCCCCCAAGUCCAAGGCCGAGCCCCCUCAGACUGCCCAGGCUGUCCUCCAUUCAGUCAGUGGGAAUCUCCAUUCUAGUCCCGCCGCUCCGCCGAUCAGUUCGGCAUCACUGUCCUUACCGACUAUCUCUCUCUCGACUGCUACCGCAGAUAACCCAAACAUGGACGAACCGCCAACCACGCUCUUUCAGCCUCCCUCCGCUGAGGAGGCCCGUCGUCUGGCCAAGCAGCAUGCGCAGUUUGGUCCUAUCGGCCAUCAUAGCCAUCGAUAUUCCAGUCGUCAUCCUGGUGGUGUCUUUCCGGAACCUGUGAUGGAUGAACCGCCUUAUUAUUACCUUCUUACUACAUACAUCAGUUAUCUAAUCCUAAUUGCGUUUGGCCACGUCCGCGACUUUUUUGGAAAGCGUUUCCGCGAGGAAAACUACCGUCACCUGAAGCCCCGCAAUGGAUACGGCGCCCUCAACAGCGACUUUGACAAUUUCUACGUGCGUCGGCUCAAGCUGCGCAUCAACGACUGCUUUGAACGUCCCGUUACUGGUGUCCCUGGUCGCUACAUCACCUUGAUCGACCGCGCGACUGAUGACCACAACAAGCACUUCUACCUGACCGGCACCACUACCGAUACCCUCAACUUGAGUUCCUACAACUACCUUGGAUUCGCCCAGUCUGAAGGGCCAUGUGCGGAUUAUGCUGAGGAGAUCAUGAGGAAGUAUGGUAUUAGCACCCCCAGUACCCGUGCGGAGGUUGGAACACAGGACCUCCAUGCGGAGGUUGAGGACUUGGUUGCCAAAUUUGUUGGUAAAGAAGCUUCUAUGGUCUUCUCAAUGGGAUUUGGUACAAAUGCAAACAUCUUUCCUGCACUGGUCAGCAAGGGCUGUCUGAUUAUUUCUGAUGAAUUGAACCACGCGUCGAUCCGCUUUGGUGCGCGUCUCUCGGGGGCAUCCAUUGGUAUGUUCAAACACAAUGACAUGAGAGACUUGGAGGCCAGACUCCGUGAGGCCAUCUGCCAAGGACAACCACGCACCCACCGGCCCUGGAAGAAGAUCCUGGUCGUGGUCGAGGGUCUCUACUCAAUGGAAGGAUCGAUGUGCAACCUCCCAGGUCUUAUUGCUCUGAAGCGACGCUACAAAUUCAACCUCUUCGUCGAUGAAGCUCACUCGAUUGGCGCCAUCGGACCAAAGGGAAGAGGUGUUUGUGAUUACUUCAGUAUCGACACCAGCGAGGUUGACAUUCUCAUGGGCACACUCACCAAGUCAUUUGGUGCCAACGGUGGAUAUAUUGCCGCUGACAAGGAGAUGAUCUACAAGCUUCGCGCAACCGAUUCCGGUGUUCUCUACGGAGAGUCCCCCGCCCCGGCUGUUCUGGCACAAAUCUCGUCUGCGCUUCGCUUGAUUAAUGGUGAACUUAUUCCUGGCCAAGGUGAAGAACGACUACAGCGUCUGGCGUUCAAUUCUCGAUACCUUCGUCUCGGAUUGAAGCGUCUUGGCUUUAUAGUGUAUGGUCACGACGAUUCGCCAAUCAUACCUGUUCUUCUCUUCAACCCGGCCAAGAUGCCGGCCUUCUCCCAUGAAAUGCUUAAACGGAAGAUCUCUGUCGUCGUCGUCGGUUAUCCUGCAACGCCCUUGGUUUCGUCUCGCGCUCGUUUCUGUGUCUCUGCCGCUCAUACCAAAGAUGACCUUGACCGUAUUCUGACCGCUUCUGAUGAAAUCGGGAAUGUUCUUCAGCUCAAGUUUUCCACCGGUAUUGCAGGUGGUGCUUUGCCUGACAAUGGAGACAUGACACCUCCCCCUGAGAUGGAAAAGGAAUGGCGCCGCAAGCGCAACCCAAACAUCAUCCCCCCACGAUGGCAGAUUGAAGACGUCAUCAGACGAGGUGUGCAGGACGUGAAAUCACCGCUGUUCUAG
Messenger RNA from Aspergillus wentii DTO 134E9, 2043 nucleotides. RefSeq names its product putative serine palmitoyltransferase 2 (gene lcb2). Gene Ontology annotation, molecular function: pyridoxal phosphate binding; serine C-palmitoyltransferase activity. NCBI's taxonomy places the organism in Eukaryota, Fungi, Ascomycota, Eurotiomycetes, Eurotiales, Aspergillaceae. Gene Ontology annotation, biological process: ceramide biosynthetic process; sphingosine biosynthetic process. Gene Ontology annotation, cellular component: serine palmitoyltransferase complex. Bases 1 to 2043 code for a protein of 680 amino acids. The transcript has a single exon. The record is from RefSeq and is a predicted model, not a curated record.